UCCAUUCUUCCAAGUUCCAUCUUCUCACUUAUAUAACCAUCUCUUCAUCCACCCUCUUAAACCAUUACAAGUUUUCUCAUCUUCAUUAGCUUAAUAAAAACUUGAUAAUCUUAACUCUUAAGUUUAGGUUUAAGUGUUUAACCAUGGUUCUUUCUCAAAUUGACUAUUUUUUUGCAGAUGAGACAUCAACUUCUCCCUUGUUUGGUUUCAUAGACCUUUUCCUAGGUUUAACAUAUUUCAAAAGAAUCCACAAGUUUUUCUCAACUUUAUGGUUUUAUCUUUUUUGCCAACUUCAAUAUGAUAGCCCCUCAGAGGUAAGAGUGGAGAAGAAAAUUUCAGAAUCUAAUGAGUCAAAUGCUAGAAGAGAAAGUGGUGAGAGUGAGAUGAUUAUAGAAAGAGAUGAAGUGAAGAUGAUAAUGGAAAGAAUGGGAUUUUCUUGCAGCACAGAAAGUGAGGAGCUUGAUGAAAAGUAUGGUUCCAAGGAGCUUUGUGAAGUGUUUGAGGAGAAUGAGCCAAGCUUGGUGGAAGUGAAGCAAGCUUUUGAUGUUUUUGAUGAGAAUAAAGAUGGCUUUAUUGAUGCAAUGGAGUUGCAAAGAGUUCUUGCUAUUUUGGGAUUGAAGGAAGGGUUAGAGUUUGAGAACUGUGAAAAGAUGAUCCAGAGAUUUGAUGAGAAUCAUGAUGGGAGAAUUGAUUUCAUUGAGUUUGUAAAUAUUAUGAGAAACCAGUUCUGUUGAUUUGUUUGUUCCUUUGUUUAAGGAUGUUCAUUAAUAUAAUAUUAUAUAAUGAGUUUACAGGAAUAAUAUAAAAUUUAAGAAAAUAUUAGUAAUCAUAGCAAUAUUCCUCUUGAAGAGAAUUAGGUGUGUCUAUAACUCUGAUGUAGGAUACUAACACAAAUAUGCAAAGUUGCAAAGUGCAAAUUGAAAUAAAUUAUUUCAUAAGAGCAUGAUGGUUAAAUAAGAGAUUUUGUCCUGUUACCCUUA
Molecule: messenger RNA, 980 nt
Organism: Vicia villosa (hairy vetch)
Lineage: Eukaryota; Viridiplantae; Streptophyta; Magnoliopsida; Fabales; Fabaceae
Product: probable calcium-binding protein CML46
Exons: 1
Coding region: 144-734 (196 amino acids)
Molecular function (GO): calcium ion binding
Source: RefSeq, a predicted model, not a curated record